Aureobasidium pullulans EXF-150 is the source of this 1134-nucleotide messenger RNA. RefSeq lists its product as uncharacterized. Gene Ontology annotation, molecular function: histone H4 acetyltransferase activity; histone H2A acetyltransferase activity; protein N-terminal-serine acetyltransferase activity. Bases 1 to 1134 code for a protein of 377 amino acids. The transcript has a single exon. The record is from RefSeq and is a predicted model, not a curated record. NCBI's taxonomy places the organism in Eukaryota, Fungi, Ascomycota, Dothideomycetes, Dothideales, Saccotheciaceae. Gene Ontology annotation, cellular component: nucleus.
AUGGCGAGUGCAGCGACGGAAAGGGAGAUUAACAAGUGGAGAUUAUGGGGUGUUAACAGACUUUUGGAGACAAAUACAUCCCUAAUCUUGGUGCAUGAAAAGACUGGCAAACCACCAACUCUGGACCUGGUCAAAUCGAUAUACUACAAAGACGAUGAAGAGGCCGUGGAUCUGCUUGAGGAAGCAAAAUCUUCACUCAGAGACAUGGACAUGAAAUGGGUCAUUCUUGGAGCAUGCAACUUCCUUGCCAGUUGUCCUUUGCGAACAUCCAAGGACUGCGGCAACGUGCUUCUCAGGCGCAGUGAUGUUUUUCGCACCUUUGGUAAGACUGAGAGUCAAGGCAUGAAGCUAUAUAUUGAAGCCAGCGAGGCCCUCUCGCGCUUCCGGAAAAUCCGAGACCUUAACAACCUACCAAUAUCUCACUUUACCAAGGAAUAUCUACCGACGGAUUUGAUGGAGUAUCAAUCUUCUACACGAAAGAUCGAAUCGACGACAAAGGAUAGCCCGCCGAUGUUCCAAAUCGACAUGACCACAAGCUCUGAUGUUUUUGGGCUCGACAACGAACCAUCGAACGAGACCAGGUCCGCACCCAGAAUCCCACAAACACUCUUCGAAUUGAUCAAACACACGAGCUACAAAGAUUACAAAGCAAGUCGUCAAGGCUGGGAUGAUGAGCAUAAGCUCGAAGAGAUGGAGGACGAAGACAUGCGCUACCUAGUUGUCAAGCUCAGCAAUGGACGUCUUCCAGAAACCGAGAAGCAAUGGACCAAAGAUUCAGAAUUGGACCAUUCGAUCAUUGGCUUCCUAUCGUUCAUGAUCACCCAAGAAGAGGACGAGAACGUUGUCUACAUCUACGAGAUCCACAUCUCCGAGCAUUUCCGAGAUUGUGGCCUGGGUCGACACCUCUUCAAGAUGGUCGAGCAUAUUGGCAAAGCCACGGGCAUGGACAAAUCAAUGCUCACAGUCUUCAAGCGCAAUACUUAUGCUCGGCAAUGGUACACCUCCCGAGGAUAUGAAGAAGAUGAGAUCAGUCCCAGACCAAGAAAACUAAGAGGGGGAAGAUCCAUUGAACCAGACUACGAGAUUUUGAGCAAACGUCUUCAAAAGCAAGGACACAAGAAAGUCAAGUCUUGA